Diachasmimorpha longicaudata is the source of this 2512-nucleotide messenger RNA. RefSeq names its product growth arrest-specific protein 1-like. NCBI's taxonomy places the organism in Eukaryota, Metazoa, Arthropoda, Insecta, Hymenoptera, Braconidae. The record is from RefSeq and is a predicted model, not a curated record. Bases 279 to 1061 code for a protein of 260 amino acids. Gene Ontology annotation, biological process: regulation of cell cycle. The transcript is spliced from 5 exons.
ACUCCGAGGCUGCGGCGACGAUCGUAUGUGUCUCUGAAAACUUUCUCUUUUUUUUCGUGCCGUUCAAAACAUAAACAACCAAAUUUUCGGUGGCUUCUCAUAGCGAUAAAUUUAAUUAUUAAUUUAAAAAACUGAAUUAAUGAGUAAUAAUUAUUGGUUGGAAAAUUGUCCAUGUUUAUUUUUAAAAGUGAAAACACUGAUUUAUUGUGGCAAUUCGGAGCUUGAGGAGCCAUGUGAUAUUGUGGAAAUAUCUGGAGAUUAAAAGAAACAGAGAAAGAAUGUCUCGAAGAGUUCAAUGGACCUCUAUACUCGCUGCACUGAUGAUACUCACGGUUGUAGCUGCAGAUGAAGGAACAAAUACAACAAGUGCAUCGAUAAGUUGUGAGGAUGCUAGAGUUAAAUGUGCGUACAGAACCGGAUGUGGUGCUGCACUCCAACAAUACGUCACAAAUUGUGCAACUGAUCUUCGUGGCCGUGUUACCAGUUGUCCGGAGACCUGUUUGCUUGCCCUCAUUGCAUUAAUGAGUACUGAUGAGGGAAAACAAUUAACGAGCUGUACAUGUGAUGAAAGUGAUAACAUGUGCAUUAAAUCCAAACAAAGAGUCGAAGUCUGCAGAGUGUCAGUAUUAAGUGCAUUGAAUAAAACUAGAGUAUCUUGCAAGAUAGCAACGACUAUUUGCAACGCCGAUACAAUGUGUUCAACCGCUCUUUCAUACUAUCAUCUCCAUUGUCGGAGUAUGAUUCAUGGAAGGAAAUGUACUCAUAGGUGCAAAAAUUCAAUUGACAUCCUAUCUCGUCAGGAGAAGGCCGCAAAACUCAAUACCUGUAUAUGCGAUGGUGCUGAGGCCUACGAGUGUCAAGCAAUUCAUCGUAACAUGAAUUACUUGUGCUUCGGAAAAAAUCAUCAUGAUUAUCACGAGGUGAAAAGCACUGUGCACGACACUAGGACAAAUGAAGUAUCGAGGAUUGGUAACGACAUGUCUGCUGUUGGAUGUAGUGCAAUUGCUCAACUGCACUUGAUCCUCGGGCUUAUUCUCAUUGUAUACAUCUCACAAGACUGAUGAGUGAACCGAAGCCCAGCAGCAUUCAAAAACAGUAUUCCGCGUGUCAACGACCAAAGACCCUAAAUGCUUACCAUUCGGUGCAAAAAUGAACGAGUGCAAUCGUUCCAUAGACUUUUUCUCUUCUUUUUGUUUCUUUUUGUUUUCGUUUUUUAUUAUGAAAUCCGAAAGACUGCCUUUUUCGCAGAAUAACGACAGUUAUUUCAGUAGUAAAAUCAUAAAACGGUUUGACUCGGUCAUAAAAUUACCAACAAAGUGGUAAAACGAUAAAAGUCACACUUGACAUUUUUGUUAAUUAUGCGUUUGUCUCGAAAGACUUUGCGGGUAAAUGUUCCAAACUCGUAAAAUUAUUCAACAAAAAUAGUUACUUACAAUUUCUAGUGAACCACCCACUACCGAAUAAUUCCAUAAUUAACGAGGAUCGUAUGACCUAUUCACUGCUAGCCUUGUUAAUUAUGUAAUUGCACACAUUUCUAUUGACCAGUACUAGAUGAAUAUCUCGAAAUCUAGAAGAGAUACAAAAAGUUCAUGAGGAAUGUUUUUGUAGAAUCAAUUAAGGGCCAUAAGAAGGAUCGUGAGAAAAAUUUUACUGUCUCCGAACGAUUCUGAGAUAUUCGUUAAAACUAUUGCUGAGCCAAGUGGAACAAUUUACACGUUGAAAAAUAUGUUAAAAAAUAUAUUGAAUUGGCUCAAAUCAUAUAUAUUUUCUACACAUUUUUUUCCUAGUGGUGGCUGCAGAACUGUAGAAAAAUAUUGCUUAAUUAUGUGAUAAUUAAUUAAAAAUCAAAAGUGGCAAAUUGCCGUCCUCCAUCGGCGCAGGCAGACUUUAUCAUUAGGUCCGCGUGUGUGACGUCAUUAGCGAUUUGAAAAUCUUCAAAUAUUCGACUUUAAAUGAUUAAUUAUGACACAAUGAGGCGUAUUGUUAAGUUUAUGAAUGAAAAAAAAGCAUCAUUCAGUCCGAAACUUAAGAUUCAAGAGUUCUAAGAAAUCAUGAAAUUGCCUGGCAUCGGAACGUUUUUUGUUGUCGAAGAAAUUAUCCGCAAUAAUUACUCCUGAGAUUUCUCCUGAAAUUCUCAAUUACCGAGAUAACCCCAUAAUUACCUUGACUCAAAAAGUGUCACUCCUUUCUUCUGUGUAAUUUCUUCAUUCGUCCAGAAGAUAUUUCAAAUUCUCCGAUACUCAAUUCUGCGCUGUACAUUAGCUGUAUCAUAGAGUCUAUUAAUAGUUAUAAUUUUUCAUUAAUUUAUAAUACGUGUUUGAGUGGUUGAAUAUCUGAAUACGAAAGGUGUAAAUAAAUUUGAUGUUAUUUGUAAAAUAUUAGAAUCAGUAGAAAAUUUUCACGUUGAGUGGGAACGAGUGACCAUGAUGAGCAAUAAAAGAUGGUUUUUUUAAAAAACAUUUACUUGAUAUUUUGACGGAUUUGUUAAUAAAAAAAUUGACAAUACCGAGGA